AUGGGUAAAAAACAACGUUUAUAUAAAACCAUGUUAGAAGAAAUUAAGAAAUUAGCACCAGAUUUUGAUCCACCAAAUGUAAUGGUAGAUUUCGAACGUGCAAGCAUGAAUGCAAUUAAAAAUUUAUUUCCAACAGCAAAUUUAUCUGGAUGUUUUUUUCAUUUAUGUCAAAAUGUUUAUCAUGCUGUUACACGAUUUGAUUUAAAAACAUUAUAUGGUGAAAAUGAGAAUUUUGCGCAACAAAUUCGUUCAUUACCAGCAUUAGCAUUCUUACCAACUACUGAUGUUAUCGCAACAUUUGAUGAAAUUAAAGCUCAAUUUCCAGCUGAAGGUUUAAAGAAAGAACAAUGUUAUGUUGAUGCUCAAAUUAUUCAAGCAGAAGCUGAUGUUAGACAAGCACGAAGACGUGAACAGAUUCGUCGAUAA
This is a messenger RNA of Rotaria sp. Silwood1, 426 nucleotides long. NCBI's taxonomy places the organism in Eukaryota, Metazoa, Rotifera, Eurotatoria, Philodinida, Philodinidae. The record is from the annotation of a GenBank genome assembly.